Molecule: messenger RNA, 2778 nt
Organism: Venustampulla echinocandica
Lineage: Eukaryota; Fungi; Ascomycota; Leotiomycetes; Helotiales; Pleuroascaceae
Exons: 1
Coding region: 1-2778 (925 amino acids)
Molecular function (GO): protein binding
Source: RefSeq, a predicted model, not a curated record
AUGCCGCCUCAAUCAUUUCUAGCUCCUAGAACUCGUGGUUUCAUAUGUCGAUCUUGUCUCUCGAGGUUACAUGUGCCUCAACGACAAUGGCCGCCGUGGAUGGUGCGAAAUGCGACGAACGACAAUGGACGUUCCCGCCCCGGCAAGAGCAAUCGGCCGACCCCUCCAGACCAACCAGUAAUUAGAUUCUUUGAUGAGACACCAGAUGGCGAUAGGAGGGAGAUAUUCGAUGAUGAAGAGGAAGCUUUCUUGGAAUCGGUGGGCUCAGAAGUAGAUGAAAUGGAACAGCGGCGGAGUCGUUUCCUAGACCACACGAAGGACGAUCCCGACGGUUAUAUUGACGAGGAUAUGGAGGAUGCUAUUCAAGGAAGGAUAGAUGAAGAGGAAGGUAUGGAGGACAUAAACGCGGCAAAUGAACAUUUAGAGGAUUUGAUACAGAGGAUCAAAAGCCUUUCCGACAAAGAAGUUGUGACCGAGGAGGACCGUUUGCAAAUCCGGGAGCUUCUAUACAAUAUCAAAAAGCCCAGUAGUAAGGCUAAGCCCAGAGAUAUGGAAGCUGUGGGCUCUAGAUAUGGUAUGGCUCCUGCUCCCACACUUCGGAAAUGUAUUGAUCAUCCCAUAGUGCCACCCGACCUGCUACCUCCGCUCGACCAAACAGGCCAGAAAGUACUGUCACCGAAAUUUCCACAAAAAGGCUCAGAUAGUGGAAGUCUGGAUAUCAAAAUGCCUAUGAAGCAUUUCCCAGAAUCUGCCCGAAAACACAUCAAUGCCCUGCAUACUAGCUUGCUUCGCGCUUCAGGGACCGUCGAUACCCAAAACUCCAACUUCCGAAAGAGCGUAUGGAAGUCAUAUUUGAUGUGUCGAAGUGCCCUGUUAUCCGCGCCUCAGAAAGUUCCAUUUGGUAUUUGGUCCGGCCUCUGGGCUGUGCUUUCAGGCGUGGAUCCAACCGAUUACGUGGAUCGUAUGGCGCAUGUUAAAUAUCUAGGUGACGACCUGCAAAAGGCAGGCGUGCCAAUGAAUCUGGAACAAACUCUCCUGUAUAUCGAAGCCCUGCUGGUUCAUGGCGAUCUGGAUACGGCAACCGAGUUUUGGGAACGGGCUGGGACAGAAGCCGGGACCAGCGAGAUGUUCGGGGAUUACUGUGACCUAGGGGUCAAGCUCUUUUGCCAACUUGGCCAGCUUGAUCAAUCAUUAAGCACUGCGGAGCUGCUUCUUCGAACUACCGACGAUCCAUCGGCAUAUAGGAUAUUACUCCCCAUCAUUCAAGCAUGCUUGGCUUCCCAAACAAGCAGUGCUGUUGAGAUGGCUUGGGAAAUGUACAUUAGGCUCAGGGUCAACUUGGGGUCGCAGAUGGAAAUGAGUGACUACGACACCAUUACUCUGAGCUUCUUGGAAGCAAAUCAACCAGAUCUCGCGCUAGCUGCCUUCAAAGACAUGAUGCUGACGCCUGAUAUGCCCAAAACCUUAGAUUCCACGGCUAUAUAUACAUCCUUUGCGAAAACAACGGAUAGCCCGGGUUUAACUGCAAUCAAAAAGGGCGGGCUAGAUCAUUUCGACAGUCGAACUCUUUCGUCGCUACCAUCCAAAUUCAAUAACAAAUAUUUCUUUGGAAGCUGGAUGAAGAAGCUCAUUGGGGAAGGGGAGCUUGACGCUGCACGGAAAGUCCUUGAUCUAAUGUCUCACCGCCGCAUACGUCCAGACGCCCGACAUGUAAAUGGUCUCAUCGGUGCAUGGAUCCGCGAUGGGACAGCAAAGAACGUGGCUUUAGCUGAAGAUAUGGCCUGGAAGAUGAUCAAUACCAGGCUAAUGUUUGUCAACGCUCGCAGUACUAAGUAUGAGCUGGGUGGCGUUCUACGCACAGUCGAAAGUUAUGGCAGACCGGAUGGACGAAGUAUUUUCCUGACUCCAAGUGCCACUAUUGAAACUUUCUGUAUCCUCAUGCAGCAAUACAGACGGCGGCAACAGUCGCAAGCCCUCCUGGACCUUUUCGGCACGCUGCAAAAGGCAGAAAUCAAACCCAACACAUACUUUAUGAAUGAGUUGCUUUCGAUGGACUCGAAAUCUCAUCGGAGGGAUUGGGUAUGGAAAACGUACAGAAGCAUGACGGAAUAUGGAGGAAUCCAUCCUGACUUCGAAACGUUUACUGUGCUGUGGCAUAACCUUGUUCAAGCCUCACAGGGCGUGGUUAGGAAGCGACAAGAAAGAGUUGAAGGAUUCCCCACUGCGAGGCAGCUAUUUGCAGAGAUGAUGGAGCACAGAACUGUACUAAACAGAGGUGAACCCGUCCCGCAAGAGUUGUACGAUUCAAUAGUUCUGGGCUUCAGUCUUGUGGAGGAUCAAGCGGGGACUGCAGUGGCCUUGAAGGCUCUACUACAGUAUUUCAACACAGCUCCAAACGAGGGGACAGCUCGCACAAUUAUACUCCAACUCGCCCGACUCGGCCAGACAAACGAAGCUGGCUAUAAAACGCGGCGCCUCAAUCUUCGCAACAACGCCACCAAAGAGAGAAUCUCCAAUGUAACAAAGAUUUUCCACAAAUUCAAGCAAGAUCGAGACGAGGAAUUACUGCGGCGAGGGGUUGUUUUCCAAAAUCUUUCCGAUCAAGAAAAACGGGAAGAGGCGUUGCUUGUGCUAUCAGAUCUCCUACGGUUUGCUUUUCAGACAAAAGCAGAGUCCGAGGAUCGGAAGAUAUACACUGCCCUCGAGGUCUCGAAGAGGGCAUCGCUGGAGAUGGGUGUACCGGAAUGUACUCCUUGGGUUUCACACGAUGGAGCCUAA